AUGACGAACAAUCAAAACCAGAGAAGUUAUUCAUCCUCAUCAAAUAAUAAUAAUAAUAAUAAGAAUAGUGGUAAUAAUAGACGACAGAAUCAGCAACAGCAGCAUAAUAAUCAAUCCAAGAAGAGGAAGCAAGAUCAAACAAUAAGCAAUAAUUCAAAUAAUGAUCAUCAUCGGAAACGAAAGUCUUCUCCAGAGGAUAUGGAUAGUAAAAUUGCAAGAAUUCUCGGAGUAAAUAAUAAUAAUCAAAAUCAGCAACAAUUUGCAAGUGCUUCUUCCUCUUCAACGACUUCUCAUUCUACUGGAAGGAAUAAAUCCAAACAGAAUAAUAGAAUAACAUCACAAAAAUCAAACAAUACAAUUGCAUCAGCAUCAUCUUCUGGGAAUGCAUUGCCAGGCUUUUAUUUUGAUAGUAAGGCGAAUAGGUAUUUUCCAAUUCCAAAGAAUGGACUUGAAUGUUCUCUAUUGGUAGGAAAUUCGGAGGAUAGAAUGGUAGAGUUGGAAACCCACAAGAUGAGUCAAUUGAAGAUUAGAAAGAAAAUUGAAGUCCCAUCUACGAGUAGUCGCACAAUUCAGUCAAAUGUUGUGAAAUAUCAAUCCUCUACAUUAUUGAAUCAUGAUAGGAAGAAUCAAUUUUACACUCAUAUCAAAUCGAGAAUGAUUCAUCCUUCAGAUAAUAGGUUGUACAAUAAGCAUGUUGUAAAUAGAAUGGAAAAUUUCAAAUUGUUAAAUAAUCUUUCGAAUAUUGAUGAAUGGGAACAAAAUGAUGAGAUUUUAAAAUAUCAAGAUGUGCAGUCUAACAUUCAAAUUACGAGUUGUUCGUUAGUGAAUAGAAAUCAACAAGUUGUAAAUAGAAAUAUCAUGACAUCAAUUCAUAAUGACAUACUCUGUAUUGGAGAAUUUAAACUCCAAAAAGAGGAUAAUUAUCAAGACAUUAUUCAUUUAUCAUUCAGUGGAAAACCAAUUUAUUCCAUCUCGAUUAAGAAAAAUAAUAGAGGAUCACAUCUACAUUUCAUAGUGACUCCAAAACAGACCAGUAAUUUAUUCAUUAUUCGAUUUAGUUCAUAUGAUGAACCAAUCCAUGAAAAAUUCGCCCUUUCUAAGAAUAAGACUGUAUUCUCCCAAUCCAUUCAUCCAAACAAUAGGUGGUGUGCCAUAGGGCUCAAUAAGGGUGGCAUUAUCAUUGAUUUGAAUUCUCUUAUAUCAAAAUCUGCUCCAAACAUUAAGGCAUCUACAAUAGCUUUUAUUUCGAAUCAAUAUUCGGAUAUUUUAAUCACUUACUGGAACCCAUUCAUUGUGGAAUUUGGAGAAUUGAUGUAUGCUAGAAGAGAUGGAGGUAUCUACAUUUCACAACUCCAACAAUCCAAUUCUAACAAUUCCAACAAGAGCAAUAAUAGAAAUCCAACCUUUUCACAACAAGAAAUUUGCUCUCUCCAAUAUGGAACUGAAAAUUUCAUUGGACAAAUAUUGAGCUUAGAUGAGGAUAGAUUCUUGGUGAGAUCAAUAUGUAAGAAUGAACUCGGCUACAGCAUCUAUAUUCACAUGUUCGACAAGAGGAAGUUGUCAUUGAAUUCUUCUCCAUUCCAUAGCUGUCUAGUUUCUUACGAUUUCGAAGAGAAACAUCAACAACUCUUCAAUCUUUCCACCAUUACAGAAGAAGUCAAUGUUAAAAUGUUCAUCCACAACUCUCGCUUCCUAAUUUGUGGCGAUUCAAAAGGAUGGCUGAGAGUGUGGGAUAUCUACAAGGGAGGAAAACCAAUCUCUACGAAAAAGUUACAAGAUUGUACCUGUUCAGAAUUGGUAUUCUUUUCUCCGUCUUGUUCUUUGGAACCAGCAUCACAUUCUUCAUCAUUAGGUUCGGAUGGAUACCUUCUCAUGCCAAUGGUGCAUCAUGUAAGGAAUGGUGGCUACUUCUCUUCUACUAGUAGUACGUGUGUUGCAAUUCCUCUGCACUAA
This is a messenger RNA of Naegleria gruberi, 1953 nucleotides long. RefSeq lists its product as uncharacterized. NCBI's taxonomy places the organism in Eukaryota, Heterolobosea, Eutetramitea, Acrasida, Naegleriidae. Gene Ontology annotation, molecular function: protein binding. Bases 1 to 1953 code for a protein of 650 amino acids. The record is from RefSeq and is a predicted model, not a curated record. The transcript has a single exon.